Molecule: messenger RNA, 2370 nt
Organism: Dipodomys ordii (Ord's kangaroo rat)
Lineage: Eukaryota; Metazoa; Chordata; Mammalia; Rodentia; Heteromyidae
Gene: Hcn3
Product: hyperpolarization activated cyclic nucleotide gated potassium channel 3
Exons: 8
Coding region: 27-2369 (780 amino acids)
Biological process (GO): potassium ion transport; transmembrane transport
Cellular component (GO): membrane
Molecular function (GO): voltage-gated potassium channel activity
Source: RefSeq, a predicted model, not a curated record
GAGGCCAAGCGUGUGAGCUGGCGGUCAUGGAGGCGGAGCAGCGGUCGGCGGCCGGGGCCAGCGAAGGGACGACCCCUGGGCUGGAAGCGGCGCCUCCCGCUGCUCCGGCUCCAGCGAACGCGGCCUCGGGUCGGAACCCGGGGUCCGCGCCGGAGCCUAAGCGAAGGCAGCUCGGGACGCUGCUGCAGCCCACGGUCAACAAGUUCUCCCUCCGGGUGUUCGGCAGCCACAAGGCAGUGGAAAUCGAGCAGGAGCGGGUGAAGUCAGCGGGGGCCUGGAUCAUCCACCCCUACAGCGACUUCCGGUUUUACUGGGAUCUGAUCAUGCUGCUGCUGAUGGUGGGAAACCUCAUCGUACUGCCAGUGGGUAUCACCUUUUUCAAGGAGGAGAACUCCCCACCCUGGAUUGUCUUCAAUGUCCUCUCUGACACUUUCUUCUUGCUGGAUCUGGUGCUCAACUUCCGAACGGGCAUUGUAGUGGAGGAGGGCUCUGAGAUCCUGUUGGCACCACGUGCCAUCCGCACUCGCUAUCUGCGUACCUGGUUCCUGGUUGACCUCAUCUCCUCUAUCCCAGUGGAUUACAUUUUCCUAGUGGUGGAGCUAGAGCCAAGGCUGGAUGCUGAGGUCUACAAAACAGCGAGAGCAUUGCGCAUCGUUCGCUUUACCAAGAUCCUCAGCCUGCUGCGACUGCUCCGCCUCUCCCGCCUCAUCCGCUACAUACACCAGUGGGAGGAGAUCUUUCACAUGACCUAUGACCUGGCCAGCGCUGUGGUUCGCAUCUUCAACCUCAUUGGGAUGAUGCUGCUCCUCUGUCACUGGGAUGGCUGUCUGCAGUUCCUGGUCCCCAUGCUGCAGGACUUUCCUCCCGACUGCUGGGUCUCCAUGAACCGCAUGGUGAACCAUUCGUGGGGCCGCCAGUAUUCCCACGCCCUGUUCAAGGCCAUGAGCCACAUGCUGUGCAUUGGCUAUGGGCAGCAGGCACCUGUAGGCAUGCCUGACGUCUGGCUCACCAUGCUCAGCAUGAUUGUGGGUGCCACGUGCUACGCCAUGUUCAUCGGUCAUGCCACUGCACUCAUCCAGUCCCUGGACUCUUCCCGGCGUCAGUACCAAGAGAAGUACAAGCAGGUGGAGCAGUACAUGUCCUUCCACAAGCUGCCAGCUGACACACGACAGCGCAUCCAUGAGUACUACGAGCAUCGCUACCAGGGCAAGAUGUUUGAUGAGGAGAGCAUCCUAGGCGAGCUGAGCGAGCCACUGCGGGAGGAGAUCAUUAACUUCACCUGUCGGGGCCUAGUAGCCCACAUGCCUCUGUUUGCCCAUGCUGACCCCAGCUUCGUCACCGCAGUGCUCACCAAGCUACGCUUUGAGGUCUUCCAGCCAGGAGACCUCGUGGUGCGUGAGGGCUCCGUGGGCAGGAAGAUGUACUUCAUCCAGCAUGGGCUGCUCAGCGUGCUGGCACGUGGUGCCCAGGACACCCGCCUCACUGAUGGAUCCUACUUUGGGGAGAUCUGCCUGCUGACUCGGGGCCGGCGCACAGCCAGCGUGAGGGCUGACACCUACUGCCGCCUCUACUCACUCAGUGUGGAUCACUUCAAUGCUGUGCUGGAAGAGUUCCCCAUGAUGCGACGGGCUUUUGAGACCGUGGCCAUGGAUCGCCUGCGCCGCAUCGGCAAGAAGAAUUCCAUCCUGCAGAGGAAGCGCUCUGAGCCGAGUCCCAGCAGCAGUGGUGGCAUCAUGGAGCAGCAUUUGGUGCAACACGACAGGGACAUGGCUCGGGGUGUCCGUGGCUUGGCCCCAGGCACAGGAGCCCGGCUAAGUGGAAAGCCAGUGCUGUGGGAGCCACUGGUACAUGCCCCCCUUCAAGCAGCUGCCAUGACGUCCAAUGUGGCCAUUGCCCUGACUCACCAGCGAGGUUCUCUGCCCCUCUCCCCUGACUCUCCAGCCACUCUUCUUGCUCGCUCUGCUCGCCGCUCAGCAGGAUCCCCAGCCUCCCCACUGGUGCCUGUCCGAGCUGGUCCUCUGCUGGCCAGGGGACCUUGGGCAUCCACCUCCCGUCUGCCUGCCCCACCUGCCCGAACACUCCAUGCCAGCCUAUCCCGGGCUGGGCGCUCCCAGGUGUCUCUGCUGGGCCCACCCCCAGGAGGAGGUGGAAGGCGGCUAGGACCCCGGGGUCGCCCCCUCUCAGCCUCCCAACCUUCUCUGCCUCAGAGGGCGACAGGUGAUGGCUCUCCUGGGCGAAAGGCUUCUGGAAGUGAGCGUCUGCCCCCCUCAGGGCUCCUGGCCAAGCCUCCAGGGACAGCACAAGCACCCAGGCCAUCAGUGCCAGAACCAGCCACCCCCCGGGGCCCCCAGCUCUCUGCCAACAUGUGAA